Molecule: messenger RNA, 3149 nt
Organism: Myotis davidii
Lineage: Eukaryota; Metazoa; Chordata; Mammalia; Chiroptera; Vespertilionidae
Gene: ITGA4
Product: integrin subunit alpha 4
Exons: 28
Coding region: 101-3115 (1004 amino acids)
Biological process (GO): cell-cell adhesion; cell-matrix adhesion; integrin-mediated signaling pathway
Cellular component (GO): external side of plasma membrane; integrin complex
Molecular function (GO): integrin binding
Source: RefSeq, a predicted model, not a curated record
CGAACCUCUUCUCUGGGGGCCCCUUCCCCUCGGCGGAGUCUCAUCCCGCACGACGGCGGGACGGUGCCGUUUGGUGGUGAAUGUUCCCCUCCGAGAGCGCAUGGCCGAGGGCGCGAGACCAGGGCCGGGCCCCCGAAGGGCCGCCGUCCGGGAGGCGGUGAUGCUGCUGCUCUGCCUGGGGGUCCCGACAGGGCGCCCCUACAACGUGGACACCGAGAGCGCGCUGCUCUUCCAGGGCCCCCCCAACACCCUCUUCUAUCCCGGGGCCAUUUACAAAUGCCAGAUCGGGCAGAACCCAAACCGGACUUGUCAACAGCUCCAGCUGGGUAGCCCUGGUGGAGACCGUUGUGGAAAGACUUGUUUGGAAGAAAGAGAUAAUCAAUGGUUGGGGGUCACACUUUCCAGACAGCCAGGAGAAAAUGGAUCCAUCGUGACUUGUGGGCAUAGAUGGAAAAAUAUAUUUUACAUGAAGACUGAAAAUAAGCUUCCCACAGGUGUUUGCUAUAAAAUGCCCCCUGAUUUCCGAACAGCAAUGAGUACAAGAAUAGCUCCAUGUUAUCAAGAUUAUGUGAAAACUUUUGGAGAGCAUUUUGCAUCAUGUCAAGUUGGAAUAUCUAGUUUUCACACGAAGGAUUUAAUUGUGAUGGGAGCUCCAGGAUCAUUUUUUUGGACUGGCUCUAUUUUUGUCUACAGUAUAACUUCAAAUAAAUUUGUGGCUUUUUCAGACAGUGACAAUCAAGUAAAAUUUGGAAGUUACUUAGGGUACUCAGUUGGAGCUGGUCACUUUUGGAGUCGGGAUACCACCGAAGUCAUUGGAGGAGCCCCUCAGCAUGAACAGAUUGGUAAAGCAUACAUAUUCAGAAUUGAUGAAAGAGAACUAACGAUCUUACAUGAAAUGAAAGGUAAAAAGCUUGGCUCUUAUUUUGGAGCUUCUAUCUGUGCCGUGGACCUCAAUGCAGACGGCUUCUCGGACGUGCUGGUAGGAGCUCCCAUGCAGAGCAGCAUCAGGGAGGAAGGCAGAGUGUUCGUGUACAUCAACUCCGGCUCAGGAGCAGUAAUGAAUGAAAUGGAAACAGCGCUCGUUGGAAGUGACAAAUAUGCUGCAAGAUUUGGGGAAUCUAUAGUUAAUCUUGGUGACAUCGAUAAUGAUGGCUUUGAAGAUGUUGCUAUUGGAGCCCCACAGGAAGAUGACUUGCGAGGCGCCAUUUAUAUUUACAAUGGUGGAGCAGAUGGGAUCUCAUCGGCCUUCUCACAGAGAAUUGAAGGGCUUCAAAUCAGCAAAUCCUUAAGUAUGUUUGGACAGUCCAUAUCUGGGCAAAUUGAUGCAGAUAAUAAUGGAUAUAUGGAUAUAGCAGUUGGUGCUUUUCGGUCCAAUUCUGCUGUGUUGCUAAGGACAAGACCUGUAGUGAUUGUCGAAGCUUCUUUAGACCAUCCUGAGUCAGUAAAUAGAACAAAUUUUGACUGUAUUGAAAAUGGAUUGCCUUCUGUGUGCAUGGAUCUAACACUCUGUUUCUCAUACAAGGGCAAAGAGGUACCAGGUUAUAUUGUUUUGUUUUAUAACAUGAGUUUGGAUGUGAGCAGAAAGGCAGAGUCUCCAUCGAGGUUUUACUUCUCUUCUAAUGGGACCACCGAUGUGAUUACAGGAAGAAUAAAAGUAGCACGCACAGUUGCUAACUGUAGAACACAUCAAGCAUUUAUGCGGAAAGAUGUGCGAGACAUCCUCAAUCCAAUUCAGAUUGUAGCUGCUUACCAUCUUGGGCAUGAUAUCACCAGUAAACGAAGUAUAAAGGAAUUCCCACCACUCCAGCCAAUUCUUCAGCAGAAGAAAGAAAAAGACAUAAUUGAAAAAACAAUAAACUUUGCAAGGUUUUGUGCCCAUGAAAAUUGUUCUGCUGAUUUACAAGUGUCUGGGAAAAUUGGAUUUUUGAAGCCAUACGAAAAUAAAACCCAUCUCACUGUUGGAAGUAUGAAGACAUUAAUGUUGAAUGUGUCCUUGUUUAAUGCUGGAGAUGAUGCAUAUGAAACAACUCUGCAUAUCAAACUACCCACUGGUCUUUACCUCGUUAAGAUUUUAGAUCUGGAAGAGAAGCAAAUAAACUGUGACGUAACGGACAGCUCUGGCAUAGUAAAAAUUGACUGUAAUGUUGGUUAUAUAUUUGUAGAUCAUCUCUCAAGGGUAGACGUGAGCUUCCUGCUGGAUGCAAGCUCCCUGAGCAGAGCAGAAGAGGAUCUCAACAUCACAGUGCACGCCGCCUGCAAAAACGAAGGGGAGAUGGACCAUCUGAAGCAUAACAAAGUGACUUUGGUGGUACCUCUGAGGUAUGAAGUCAUGCUCACUGUGCACGGGUUUAUAAAUCCAACUUCAUUUGUGUAUGGAUCAAAGGAGGACCAUGAGCCCGAAACGUGCAUCACAGAGAAAAUGAACCUCACUUUCCACGUUAUCAACACAGGCCCUAGCAUGGCUCCAAAUGUUAGUGUGGAAAUAAUGGUCCCAAAUUCUUUUAUCCCCCAAACUAAUAAGUUGUUCAACAUUUUGGAUGUCCAGACUAGUUCAGGAGAAUGCCAUUUUAAAAAUUAUCAAAGAAUGUGCACAUCAGAAAAGAAAAAAGAUGCAAUGGAGGCCCUAAGAGACAUAUAUAAAUUCUUUUCGAGGACUGAUAAGAGGCUAUUGUACUGCACAAAACCUGAUCUACAUUGUUUGAAUUUCUCAUGCAAUUUUGGAAAAAUGGAAAAUGGGAAAGAAGCCAGUGUUCACAUUCAGCUGGAAGGCCGGCCAUCCGUCUUAGAAAUGGAUGAGACUUCAGCACUCAAGUUUGAAAUAAGAGCAACAGCUUUUCCAGAGCCACAUCCAAAAAUUAUUGAACUAAACAAGGAUGGCAAUGUUGCACAUGUUUGGCUCGAAGGACUACAUCAUCAAAGACCCACACGUCAUCUGACCAUAGCAAUUAUUUCAAGUAGCUUGAUACUUGGACUGAUUUUACUUUUGUUGAUUUCAUAUGUUAUGUGGAAGGCUGGCUUCUUUAAAAGACAGUACAAAUCCAUCCUACAAGAAGAAAACAGAAGAGACAGUUGGAAUUACAUUAACAGUAAAAGCAAUGAUGAGGAUGAUGAUUAAAGAUUUCUUUUAAAUUGAGAAAACUAAGACUCAG